Messenger RNA from Dermatophagoides pteronyssinus (European house dust mite), 3749 nucleotides. RefSeq lists its product as uncharacterized. The record is from RefSeq and is a predicted model, not a curated record. NCBI's taxonomy places the organism in Eukaryota, Metazoa, Arthropoda, Arachnida, Sarcoptiformes, Pyroglyphidae. Gene Ontology annotation, cellular component: transcription regulator complex; mediator complex. Gene Ontology annotation, biological process: positive regulation of transcription by RNA polymerase II.
AAUUUUUUUUUGUGGUGGCCAUUUGAAUAUUAUUUUUUUUUUGUUUCAAAUUUUAAUCAAUCAAAAAUGGUCAUAUCAUCAACAACAAUAUCAACAUCAUCCGCAUCUGUAUCAUCACCUGGACAAUUUAUACCUUGUACAACAACAACAACGGUAACAAGUACAACAACAUCAUCAUCAUCAACUUUAACUGGAAAUAUAUCUACAUCCGUAACAACGAUCGGUGGUGUUAGCGGUGGUGGAACUUCUGGAAAUUGUUCCGAUGUUGUUGUUGAUGUUGUAUUUGUAAUUGAAGCAACAGCACAUAUCAGUCCAUAUGUAGAAAGUUUAAAAACUAAUUAUAUUAUUCCAACUAUUGAAUAUUUCAAUGGAAUCAAUGGUGGUUGUAAUGAUGAUCGUUUUGGUGAUUUUGGUGGCCAUUUAAAUUAUUCAUCAUCAACUUUAUACGGUUUGGUUACAUUCAUGUCGAUGGAUUGUCGACCUGAUUCGGCAUCAUUUUGUUAUGCACCUACUUCGAAUUCAAAUACAUUUUUACAAUAUUUAGAAAAAAUACAAUUUAUUGGCGGUGCUGGUGAUUCAUCCAGUCAUAUUGCUGAAGGUCUUUGUACGGCAAUCAGUUUAUUUGAUGAUUGUCAAAAUCUUCGUGAUAAAUGUUUGAAAGAACAAUUUAAAUAUGAUUCAAAUGGUGGUGGUGGUGGUGGUGUUGAUGGUGGCCAACAAUCACCGGCACCAGUGAAUAGUAAAAAAUAUCUAAUUCUUAUUUGUAAUUCAACACCAUACAUGGAACCUGUAUAUGAAAGUCCUGUUUAUUGUGGCUAUACUAUUGAUGAAUUAAUGAAUAUUAUGAUCGAAAAGGGUAUUCAUUUUAGUGUAUUUUCACCACGUAAAAUGAAAUUUUUAUAUAAAUUAUUUGAAAAUGGUGGUGGAAAAUUAUCUACAGCAUUGACAAAAAAUUAUGCUAAAGAUCGACGGCAUUUAGUUCUAUUGAAUGGAUUUCAAUUGCAAGAAAAAGAUAUUAGUCCCAUGUCACAACCACUACCAAGUCAGCCGGCAGUAAUUGAACAGCAACAACAACAAGAUAAAUGUCAACCGCAACAACAAAUUUCACAAGGAAUUAAACGACCAUUAUCUCCAUCAACUCAUCAACCAGUUUCAGCAUCACAGCCUCCUCAUUCAGCACUUCUAGGUCCACAACAAUCACAACCAUCAAUGUUAACGAAUCCAAAUCAAUUAAUGUCUCUCAAUCGUCCCCAAAUAGAACAACAAAAUGUACAACAACAACAAUCAAAUAAUUUAGUCCAACAAUUUGGACAACAACAACAACCUCAACAGCAACCGCAGCAACAACAGCAACUUGGAAUUCGACAAGUUGGAUCACCAUCGAUUGGUCAUUGGAAUAAUGGUGCGGCCAAACAGGUACCAUCACCUGUAUCACAAAUGUCGGUUCGAACGCAAUUACCGCAAUCAGUACGACAACGUGUACCAACUCCCCAACCAACAACUGCUAAUCAAAUUUCGAUGAAUCAACAGCAACAAACUUCUCAACAAACACAAUUACCUGGACUAGUUCCACAACAACAUCAAAAUGUACGACCAAUGAAUGUUCAACAACAGCAACAAUCACAGACAAUGGUUAGACCUGUUUCAAAUAAUGGUAAUAUGCGUCCACAGCCAUCACCAUUUUCACAGGCUGUACCAUCACCAUCACAGCCACAACAAUCACCAAUGAUGAGAGGAACGGCAGUUAUGUCACCAAUGAAUCCGGUACAAUCACCAAUGUCACAAUCACAACCUUCUCAACAACAACAAUUCAUUCAGCAACAAUCUCAAAUGAAUCAAAUGUCUCAUCUUCAUCCGCAACAACAACAACAACAGCAACCUGGACAACAACAAAUGCAGCAGCAACAACAACAACAACAAGUUACAAUGAAUACGGCCGUAUCACAAGGACAAAUGAUGAACAUUCCCGGUACAAUGUCAACAAUGAUGAGUCAAAAUCAUCAACGUACACGUAUUUGGAAUGGUGUGAUCGAAUAUACGGAUAAGGCACAAUCGUUAGCUAAUCCACAAUCAAAAAUUAGCUAUCCAUUAGAAUGUCAAAUUACUUAUCAGCCAAAUAAUAAUGAACCGGAAUUCAAAGCAGAUAAAUGGCCUGAAAAAUUGAUUUUAUGUACAGUGCCAAAAACAUUAAUGAAUCGUUUGUCGCCAAUAUUUAAAAAUAAUUCCUAUCAGGUUCAUUUUCAUUUUCCAAAUGAAUCACAAGGUUUACAAUUACUUUGUAAAGCUAUGGGUUCGAUGGUUGGUUGUAUACAAUUGACAACUCCAGCUAACAUACGUAUAAUUAUCGUAUUCUAUUUGCCUGAUAAAAAAUUAUUCCUUGGUUUUAUUCCGCAUGAUCAAGAGGAAUUUAUGAAUUCAAUGAAACAAUUAGUCGAAACACAUAAAAAAGAACAAAAUGUUAAACAAAAAAUGAUAAUGCAAAUGCAACAACAGCAUCAACAACAACAAAAUUCCAAUAAUAGUGGCGGUGGACCAUCAACAUUAAUGUCAAAUCAACAAAUUCAACAACCAUCAAAUCAACAGCUUGUUCAUCAGAUGAAUACCGGACCGAAUGGUAAUCAAAUCGUACAGAUUAUCCAUCAACAAGGUCAACAUCAUCAACAGCAUGUUGGUCAACAGCAACAACAACAACAACAACCAACCACAAUGAUUCAAACCGGAAAUAAUUCAAACAAUCAAAUGUUUCAGGUACAAAUACCUUCAAUGAAUAAUAAUCAAUUGCAGCAACAACAACAGCAACCACAACAACAACAAAUGACAUCAAUGGCAUCAAAUAUAUUACCAUCGAAUGUACAGAUGAUGAAUACACAAUCAACAAUGGCUAAUGUUAAUAAAAAUUUUCAGAUGGCCAAUCCAAACGUAACAAUGGUUACUACUAGUACCGGUUGUAUACCCGUUUCGAUUAAUUCAUUCGUACAAGUUCAAUCGGGACCAUCAAACAUUCAACAAGCACAACAACAACAACAACAACAAUUUCAAAUAAAUCAACAACAACAACAAUCAAAUCCUAUGAAUACUGGAACAGCUACAAUGGUUACCAUACAACAACAACCUAAUAACAACAAUAAUAAUCAAAAUAUUCAACAGGCUAUCCAACAACAACAACAAUCACAGAAUGUAGCCGGUGUACGUCAUCAUCUUCAACAACAAAUACAACAAAAACAACAGCAGCAUAUUCAAUUACAACAAUUACAGCAUCAAGCUGGAAAUAUCAAUCUUCAACAACAGCAACAACAUAUGAAUAAUAAUAAUAAUAAUGUACCAGUUUCAGCUGUUGCAACACCAGCAACUCAAACACAAUUACGUUAUCUUCUUCAACAGCAGCAUCAACAACAACAACAACAAAUGCGUACAAUGAAUCCGGCUACACAACAACGAUUAAAUAUACAAACACAACAAAAUCUUCAACCGCAACAACAACAACAGAUUAUGCUCCAACAACAACAAUUACGAUUUCAACAGCAGCAGCAACAACAACAAACGAUUCCACAAAAUUCUAUACAAAUCCAAAAUCAACAGGUUGUUCCACAACAACAACAGCAGCAAACUAAUUCUCAACAACAACGACAAGCUGGAAAUUAUUUUGGUGAUCAACUUUAUUGAUCUUAUUAUUAGAAUAUUUUUUUUGUUAAUUACGAUAUAAUUAAUAUUAUGACAAAAUAAAUUUUUUAUCAUUUAUGAUUCUUAAA